Molecule: messenger RNA, 3305 nt
Organism: Prorocentrum cordatum
Lineage: Eukaryota; Dinophyceae; Prorocentrales; Prorocentraceae
Source: the annotation of a GenBank genome assembly
GGGCAAGCACCAUCAGCCAGCAGAUAAUGCCAGCGACGGCACAGCGGAUCAACCAGGAGGCAAUGUUCGGCCGGAUGACGGCGACGCGGACAGUGACCUUCGUGAUGGAGGCCGAGACCAAGGUCGAGGCAGAGAUUCCGAACUUCAAGGCGCUGUGCAAUAACAAGCUCAUAGUGCAGGUGGUGGCAGAAUCACUCGAGACGAUGUCCAGUGGCGACAGCGCAGUGCGCAAAAAGGAGUGGGGCAUGGUGCUCGACUGCCGCAACGAGAAGGUGAUGUAUCUAGACGAGCAGCCGCCAGAGUGGAUCGACAUGGAGACGAAUGAGAAAGGCCAUGUGAUCAUCGAUCUGCUCAGCUUCCCGUCUGGCGUGCAAGCGGCAAAGGAAACGGACUUCUUCGUGACCAGCAGUUACGGCGACGCCGGAAGCGAGAAUGCGGAGACCGCGACGUUCAAUGCGAAGCAGCUGGAGGAUUGGGUCGCAGAGACCAACCGCGCUUUGGACAGCAAGCCGAAGACUAAGGUGGAGAAGUUUACGUUGGAGACAGGGUGGGACUUCGCGAACGGCUCGCGUCGCAAGGCAUUCAUGCGGGGGCUGGCGAAGAAGAGGCCCGAGGCGUGGUGCGGCAUGGCGGGCUACGACGCGUUCGUGGACCAGUGCGCCUACGGACUCAUGGAGUGCAAGGAGAAACCCGUGAGUCUCGAGGGUCGACGCAACGUGCGUAGCGUGGAGAACUACCCGAGGAAGGUGGCAUUCCAGGCGGCGAUCUGCAUCGUGGGCGAUCCGCAGAACGAGGCCGGCUACGCGGUGGAAGAGAUGGCCCGUGAGGGUCUCGACGAGACCGAGUGCAGGAUUGCGUGGGAGGCGCUGCUGGAGAGGUUCACCAUCGAGGAGGUCAAGUGGGCAGUGCAACUACAUGUCCAGCUGGGCCAUCCCUCGAGCGAGGCGUUCGCGGCAGCGUUGAGGGAGAUGAACGCGGGCGACCGACUGAUCAGCUGUGCGAGGAUAUACAUAUGCGAGACAUGCCUCAAGCGGCAGAGGCCGAAGUCAGUGCGAGUCGCCCGCGUCCCGCGGUGUCGAGGAUUUAACGGCGCCGUGGAUGUCGACGCGUUCCGCGUGGCGUGGAAGAUCAGGCGCAAUGUGAUAUUCGCCAUCGUGGACGAGAGCUCAAGGUUCGAGGUCGAUGCAGCGGCGAAGGGCGAGGCGACGCGCGCCGAGACCCGGGCGUUCGAGAAACAUUGGAUCAUCAGGGCCGCGGCGCCGGCCAAGAUUCGAGCUGGCCAGAGUAGCGUGCGCGUGAGUGGCGAGUUUAUGGGGUGGUGCGACGGUCGGCAGAUCGAGCUGCAGCUGAUAUCAAGGGAUGCUCAUCCUCGACUCGGCGUACUCGAGCGGAAUCAUCAGGUGCGACGGGAGCAGAUAGCACGAUGUCGUGGAUAUCAUCCUGCGGAUAGCUUGAAGCUUGCGGCGCGCAUGACCUGCGACGCGCGCGGCCAGCUGCGCGACGUCAAGGGCUUCGCGUCAUCGCAGCGGGCGCUAGGAAGACAGCCAAAUAACCUGGGCAGCCUGGCCGACGAGCCGACAACUACAGGCGACCUCGGCGACCGCGACAAGGAGUUCUACCGCAACCUGGCGCGCGGGCGGGCCGCGGGCAAGUCUUUUCUGGCGGCGAGCGUGGCGAGGGCAGUUCGGGGGGUGCUGGCGGCCAAGAACUGGCCCCCCUCGAGAGAGUUCCAGGCUGGUGAGCGGGUGUACUUCUGGAGGCGCGACAAAGGCGAGCGCGACCUCAUCGAGAGCUUCUGGGGCGGGCUGGCGAUGAUCGCGCAGGGGGAUUGCGAGGACGAGCUUUUCCCCAUGCAGAUGGAUAUGAAGGGCGUCGACGCCGACGGCCAGGUGGAGGCGACCGAGGCGGAUCGACACGGCGAGCGCCGCGAGGGCGAGCAGAGCGACGACGGCAACCGAGACGCGGAGGGCCCAGAGGUGGGGCGCGAGAAGGCGCCGGCUGGAUCAGGUCCUGAGUUGCUGGGCGCCGUCGACGCGGCAAGAAAGGGCCCGGUGGAGGGAACCAGGCUAAGUUUAGGCGGGCGGAGGCAGUUCGACGAGGCGAAGACCAAGGCGCUGCAGCCAUGGGUCGAGAACCAAGCGUGGCAGGCAGUUGGGGAGAUCGUGGCGGGCGCUGGAGAAGUGCCCCCCAUGCGUUUCCUGCUGAAGUGGAAAAUGAAGGAUGGAGUGAAAGAGGCCAGCGCGAGAGUGACCCUACAAGGCUUUCACCUGGAAGAGGUGGCCAACAUGGCGAAGCUCAGGGCGCGGCGAACGCGGGCCGGGGUCGAGAUCUUGCAGGUCAAUGAGGAGCUGCGGGAGUUCGGAGGUGUACGGGGAUGGACCGACGCGCAUCAGCAGAUGGUGGACGGUCUUGCGAAGCUACAGGUGCGGCAGCAGUUAGUGGAGAAGCUGAGAAGGAUGACGCGCGCGCUCAAGUGCGACGCGACCGCGACGUUCGCGGCAGGCAAGAGGCCGACCAGGGACGCGCGACGUCGACUGGCGAAGAUGAUUGGCCUGCAGGACGAUGAGAUCCUGCACGUGCUGAAGCCCGUUCUGAGAAACGUGCGAGCCCCUAGGCAGUGGAAUCAGACGAUCGCGGGGGUCAUGCUCGAGAUUGGCAUCCUGCAGCACGCGCUGGACAUGGCGGGCGCCGACCAGCGCUACGUGGUGGGCGGCGUGCUUUGGCUGCGCAUGGGCGACUUCGUCGGCGUCGGCGAGAACUUCGAGCGCGAGGCGUGCGAGGGCACCUUCGUGGGCCGGGUGCAGGGGCUCGGCCGGAGGUUCAAGUUCGGCAAGUGGGAGUUCUCGAUCACUAUCUCUUUCUGUGGCAUCGAGAACGCGCCGUCGUUUUCACGCGAUGAGAUUGAGGUGAAGGCCGAGGCCUACAUGCACGAGGUGAAGCCGAUUAGCGCCGAUAAGACGAGGGCGACGCAUCCAGGCGACCCGUGCGCGCCGAAGGAGAUCACGUCCCAGUGCACGGUGCUGGCGGCGGCGACGGUAUCGUUCGCGCAGGGCGACGUCAGCAAGGCGACGGUCGGUAGCUUGCUGGAGGCCAAGAAGUGGCUGAGGUUCCUGAAGGUGAGUGGCGAUGUGGGGAUCCGCAUCAAGUGCGUGGGGGCCUGGGGCAAGCUGAGGCUUCGAGUCUUCUGGGGCGCGUCCUGGGCUGCGAGGCCAAAUGGCGAAUCGCAGGGCGGCUACGUGAUUUCCGUGAUCGAGGAUGCCAGGAUCGACGACGGACAGCCGACGCAGCUGGUGAUUGUAGAUUAG